Esox lucius (northern pike) is the source of this 1899-nucleotide messenger RNA. RefSeq names its product heat shock protein 67B1. Gene Ontology annotation, biological process: protein refolding; response to heat. Gene Ontology annotation, molecular function: protein folding chaperone. The transcript has 4 exons. Bases 248 to 1567 code for a protein of 439 amino acids. The record is from RefSeq and is a predicted model, not a curated record. Lineage: Eukaryota; Metazoa; Chordata; Actinopteri; Esociformes; Esocidae.
ACUUCUCCGUCUUUGCUGCACAGUGCUUCUUUUCACCUGCAAGCCUGUCUCUCCUUUAGUAUUAAUUACUAACACUAUUCCACCUGGGACUCCACCCUGGUCAAAACCUUUUUCAUUUCCUGUGGGGCGAACUGUCACUGGACUUGAAAAGAAACUAAAGACUGUAAUCAAAAGGGACCAUACUCCGUUUCGAUUUUGACCCUUUUUCAUUUGUCUUUCUGCAACUCCUGUGACAUUUUUCUGAGCCAUGACUGAGCAGACCAAAGAGUUCAACGGAGCCCCAUCAGCGCCUGGGGCGCCAUUCCGUCCCCACUACUCCCGGGACACAUUCUGGUCCCCACUCCGGAACUGGGGGCAGAACCCCAGCCCCAGUCGCCUGCUCCCCAACCAGGAAUUCGGCAUGCCACCUUUCCUGGAGGUCAGGGACCUCCGUGAAAUUUGCUGGAUUGAUAAAAUCUACAGACACCUGGCAGCCAGCUCCUGGCCUGGGUACAUCCCCUCUCUCCCCAUUCUGAUGCCCUCCGACGUGGCUUCUGCCUCCUCCGUGCAGCAGUCGGGCCCCAGACUGAGCAGGGCUGAGUCCGCAGGGCUGCAGGGUGUGUCGGAGGUCAGGAUGGACGGCUACAAAUGGAGGAUCAGCCUGGACGUCAGUCACUUCUCCCCCACAGAGAUCACUCUCAGAACCCUGGGAGGAUUCCUGGAAAUCAAAGGGAAACACGAAGAGCGGCCAGACGAGCAAGGCUUUAUUACCAGAUGCUUCACCAGGAAAUACACGCUCCCAAUAGGUAUUGAUCUUCAGACCAUCCGCUCUUCUCUUUAUGGAGAUGGCAUCCUGACUGUAGAGGCUUCACUUCCUGAUCCCAGCAUCCCCGCUAAUGUCAACAUUUCAAUUCAGGUUGAGAAGGAGACCUUUAAACUAGAGGGUGAGGAGGGCGGUGCCAUGGCAGAAGAGACCACUGAAACAGAAGAUACCACCGAAGAAGACAGUGAGACAUUUGACCCCCAGCCAUCUGCUCCUGCCGCUGCUGUGGCCCCUGUGCCCCUGGAGGCCCCGGACCUCCCCUCCACGGAACCUGGCAUGCAACCCCCCGAAGAGGCACCCGAGCCCACCAACGAGGUCCCACGCAGAGUCCCUGGAGAAGAGGCUCACCCAGAGUCUCAUCCUGACACCUCUGCAGCCAUAUCGUAUAGUCAAGAGAAGUUGCAAGAAGAAAUGGACAAGAGGACUCCUACAGAACAGGAUGGGGGGACAGAGAGCCAUCCCUCCUUGUCCGGUGACGACGCCAGGGAAGUAGAAGGUCUUCCCAGUCCCACGGAGACCUUUGAGCACCUGGAGACCUCCGAAAGCACUGACACAGUACCGUCUGACCAGGGGGAACACGAAGAGCAGGCCCAUGACCUCAGCAGAGAGCUCCAGCACAUUGGGGGAACAGGGGAGGUAGAGGAUCUCCCCCUGCUCCCCCAGGAGGCCCAACCAGGGAUAAGUGCACCAGAAGGCGGGGCCCAAACCAAAGAGCUGGAGGUCCCUGAGCAAACUGACGUGGAACAACAGGAACACGUCAAGUAAACAAGUGAAAGAGUCAUGGAGAACAUGUUAUCAUCCCAUCAGGCAUUCCCUACAAAUCAACACCCAUCGCAUUGCGCCUACAUUCUGCAGACAUCCAUCUUAUGAUGACUAGCCUGGUUUUAGGGGUCUCGAUGUGUUCUGCCCACUGCCGAUAAUGACCAAAGGGAGUUGGCAAGACAGCACAAACCUAUCCUACUUCCUCAUCAGCUAGCAGCGAAAGCUUUCAUAACUUCAUUCUCACAGACUUUUUGCAAGUGAACAGCCAGAUACUUACACUGUAAUCAUGCAACGUUUGGAGCUCCAAUAAACCAAUAGCAAAUUAAAAUGAAAAA